AUGACUGAUGAUAUGAUACGUGAUCGUCUAGUGUUAGGGACCAAAGACACAUCAUCAAGAGGCAGAAUGUUAAGAGAAGCCGACUUAACACUGGACAAAGCUAUAACAAUGUGUUUGACAAGCGAAAGAACACAGCUACAGAAAUUACAACACGACACCAGUCAUACUGCAAAUUCAGAACAAGCAGAAGUGAAAUACGUCAGUUCAAAAGGAGACAAAGCGUAUAAACCCAGAGGAAAACAUCCAUUCAAAGGUCAAGGGAAGAAACAGCAGAAGACUGUACAGCCAAAGAACAGUGUAAUGGUUAUUAAGUGCAAGUACUGUGGAGGCACACAUCCACGAGACAGAGACAAAUGCCCAGCUUUCGGACAUACAUGCUGGAAAUGUAAGAAGAAGAAUCACUUUCCAAAGGUUUGUAAACAGACUACUGGGAACAGCAUCCAAGAUGAAGACACAAGUGACUCGGCCUCUGAUUCUCUAUAUGCUGUGAAUUCUUCGUCUGGAAAACAGUGGUUCGUAAAAAUCCACAUGUGUGCUAGUGGAAACAGUUCUAAUGUUACCUCUCAAUUGGAUAGUGGGUCUACCUGCAAGGUAAUAAACUUUAGGCAGUACGCUCAAAUCAUGCAAACAGGCGACCCCCCACUGAAACCUACCGAAAAGACACUAAAGCUCAACGGAGGGAUGUCGAAACUCAUUCCUCUUGGCAUUGCAACCUUGAAAUUCCAGGUGAUUCAGUCUGGAAAAACAGAAAAAGUUGACUUUUAUGUUGUCGAGAUUGAACAGACACCUAUCCUCUCAGCAGAAGCUUGUGAAAAACUAGGAUUACUGACUGUCAAUGCAGUUCACAAGCUGACAACUACAUCAUCACAAUUUAAGCCAAUGUCCAAGGAACAAAUUCUUGAUGAGUUCAAGGGUGUAUUUGAGGGACUCGGUUUCUUGCAGGUGAAGCUGGACAAGGAAUCCAGUCUACUCACCACAUUCUGGACUCCAUGUAGAAGAUACACGUUUACCAUAUGGAUUCUCAUCAGACCAGAGGAGUUCCAACGAAAGCAGCAUGAAGUUUUAGAGGGCCUUCAACAUACAGAGGUCAUUAUGGAUGAUAUCUUGGUCUAUGGAUCUGGUGAGACUAUGGAAGAUGCAAUUAGGGAUCAUGAUUUUCACCUACAAGCGCUUCUUCAAAGAGCACGUGAAGUAGGUCUGAAACUCCAUAAGGAGAAGUUAAAGCUGCGACUCACUUCUGUGAAGUAA
Messenger RNA from Magallana angulata, 1248 nucleotides. RefSeq lists its product as uncharacterized. The transcript has 2 exons. The coding region runs from base 1 to 1248 and encodes 415 amino acids. The record is from RefSeq and is a predicted model, not a curated record. Lineage: Eukaryota; Metazoa; Mollusca; Bivalvia; Ostreida; Ostreidae.